AUGAAAGGAACACAAUCAUCUACAGCCAAUGUCAUCCGGCGAGCUAAGGCAUGCAAUACAUGUCGGCGGAAGAAGGUUAAAUGUGAUGGAAGGCGACCAAUCUGUUCACCUUGCCACGCAUUCAAUCUCUCUUGCGGAUAUCAAGAUGUCAUGGACAGCCGGAAACGCGAUAGUCGGACAUAUGUUGAAGAGCUAGAGAAGCGAAUAGAACGUAUGCAGGAGCAAUUGGAAAGUAUGACUAGAUCUGGAAUUGGAAUCCAGCGGGGUGUGGAGAAUACUCGACGAUCACGAUCAAGUUCGCCGGGCCAAUCAGUCGAGAGCACUACUGACUACAGGGAGCCAGAAGACCCGGCAGACGGAGACAACAUCCCUAGAAUGCCUCAGGUACCACCUGACAAGGGUCUUCAUCCUUCCGCCGAGAACGAUCAAUCUAUUGUCAUCGACUCACAGGACGGGAAAAUGCGCUAUUUUGGGGCUUCGUCUGCCUUUUCUGCACUGACCAAUGCCAAAGUAAAUGGGCUAGAGACCCAGCCACAUACCGGAAACUGGCGACACGCAGCUCAAAGAAGUGCUCAUCCAUGGCAACUUUCAAACUGGAUCCCCCAUGUUCUUCAAGAUGGCCUGGAACGGCGCAUUUUCGAACCUCUGCCAUGUAAGGACACAACGGUGCAACUAGCCAGAGAGUACUUUGCAACCUUUAACCAGGCAAUUCCUCUUUUUGAGGAGGCGUCGUUUAUGAGGUCGGUCGACAGACAAUACUCAUGGAAUCCGGAUGAUAGUGCAUCAUGGUGGAUCUCUCUCAACGUUGCUCUCGCCAUAUCAUAUAGAGAAAGGGCGCAUGCAUCUCCUGGUGCUAGUGACAACUGGAAAAGAUCAUUGGGUCACGUUAAAAAUGCCUUGAACGCUGUCGUCGACGUUUUCCUUCGAAAUACUGACAUCGCCGCCGUUCAGGGUCUUUUGGGACUGGCGCUUUACUUUCAGGGUACACCUAACCCACAGGCUCUCUUUAUGUUUGCAGCUGCAGCAAUGCGUCUGGCCCAGUCAAUAGGACUGCAUAGGGAAAACGCCUCUGGAGCUUCACCCGAGGCGGAGCAAAGGCGAAGAGUGUACUGGAUCGCUUUCAUACUCGACUCAGACAUUUCCAUACGGGUGGGCCGCCCGCCGGUCCAGGAUAUCGAAGACUAUGAUACACAUUUACCGACAGAGAAUCCUCCUGAUGGCAGGGGCGUAUUAACGAUUGACGGUACCAGAAUAAAUUACUUCCGUCUCCUUGCCCAACUAGCUCAGAUUCAGCGGCUUGUUAUUAGACAGCUUUACACGGUAACUGUUCGUCAGAAGUCGAGUGAUGAUGUUAUUGAGAGAAUAAAGUCUUGUGAAGACGCGCUGUUGAGCUGGAAGAAGUCUAUACAUUCGAAGCUUCAACCCCAGCGCACAUUUUCUUGUAAACCAAGUUAUUUCCUGCAACAUGUUCUUCGAUUACAUUUCGCAUAUAAUUGCUGUUACUCAAACCUUUAUCAGGUAUGUGUGUUUCAAGCAAACGCUAUCGAGCGGUCAAGGCAGGGAACGGACGAGAAUAUUGCGCCAAUUGUUUCACGCUCACUCGACGCAGCACGUUCUGCAUUGGCCCUGCUAUCACAUGUACAUUCGUUCGGUUCUACCUACAAAUGGAACAUAAUCUACUUUCCAGCGGCAGCAUGUGUCCCUCUUGCCCUAAGGAUACUCGCACAUCCUACACAUUCAGAUGCAGGGGACGACCUUUCAAUGGUCCAGAAUGUUGUCAGGUUCCUCACAUCUACUUCUUCCGAAGAGCCUAAUACAUAUGUCGACUUUAUAUUGGGCAUGUGCUCUGACUUGGAGCGUUCUGCUAGGAGAGCCUUCAUGACGGCGCAACCUGCCCGCCACCACCACCCAGCAACUAUGCAGAAUAACGAAAAUGACAGGCCUAGUCGAUCUGGUCAUGGAAUAAAUCAAAACACAGUUCCCAACUUUUCCGACGCGUUACCGACUUCUUUGGGCAGCACUUCUGCGGCAAAUAUGGGGAGCACCCAUUUUACGAAUAUGGUGCCGCAGGGCCCCUACUCAGAUAUUGGUUUUCCGGAAUCUUCUAACGAGGUUGAUCUGUCGGCUAACUGGCAGUGGUCUCUACCGCCGUUUUGGAACUGGCAGGAUCUUGCUUCAGUUGCGCCUUUGUUUUCGGUCGUUCCGGGAGUGGAUGUACCAGAGGCCAAUAUGCCUGAUACUUGAGAUGUGAUUGCUCGACUUGACGGAAAAUCAUUCCAUACUAUAUGAAUAUAUAACUCUCCAUAUCCCAAAUUAUCCUCAAAGCCAAUUGAUAUUUCUAUCAUGAUGGCAGUGCGGGACCGGAGGGGAAGUCCAUUUUGGAGUCGACUCCUCAACACCUAAUUUUGCAACAGGCUUCAAGAGAGUCUGGCGGCCCCAUGGUCCUGGCUCCUCGAAUGUCGUCAUGAACCUCGAGUCCUCAUCUAAAUCAUGAGGCAACCCUCGUUUCCAGCCAUCAAUGACUGGGACCAGAACUUCGGAAACGUACUGAUCAGGGGUAAUCUCCUUGAACCCAAAGCGUGCGAUUGUGUCUCGUACC
Molecule: messenger RNA, 2599 nt
Organism: Aspergillus welwitschiae
Lineage: Eukaryota; Fungi; Ascomycota; Eurotiomycetes; Eurotiales; Aspergillaceae
Product: transcription factor domain-containing protein
Exons: 5
Coding region: 1-2244 (747 amino acids)
Biological process (GO): regulation of DNA-templated transcription; DNA-templated transcription
Molecular function (GO): DNA-binding transcription factor activity, RNA polymerase II-specific; zinc ion binding; DNA binding
Source: RefSeq, a predicted model, not a curated record